Phacochoerus africanus (Common warthog) is the source of this 1695-nucleotide messenger RNA. RefSeq names its product myelin oligodendrocyte glycoprotein (gene MOG). Gene Ontology annotation, cellular component: external side of plasma membrane. Bases 134 to 874 code for a protein of 246 amino acids. NCBI's taxonomy places the organism in Eukaryota, Metazoa, Chordata, Mammalia, Artiodactyla, Suidae. Gene Ontology annotation, molecular function: signaling receptor binding. The record is from RefSeq and is a predicted model, not a curated record. The transcript is spliced from 8 exons. Gene Ontology annotation, biological process: regulation of cytokine production; T cell receptor signaling pathway.
GGAGGCAGGGCCCUGGGAGCUCUGCCCACGGCAUCCUCCCCUAGGGCUUUUUCAGCAGCAGAGGACACGCGUCCAAGGGCCUCUGCUUGGCCUGACCCUGCCUCGGGGGCUCUCUGUCCCCACUGACACUGAGAUGGCAAGUUUGUUGAGCACCUCUCUGCCCAGCUGCCUCCCCUCCCUCCUCCUCGUCCUCCUCCAGCUGUCUUCCAGCUCUGCAGGACAGUUCAGAGUAAUAGGACCAGGGCACCCAAUCCGGGCACUGGUGGGGGACGAAGUGGAAUUGCCAUGUCGCAUCUCGCCUGGAAAGAAUGCUACAGGCAUGGAAGUGGGAUGGUACCGGCCCCCCUUCUCCAGGGUGGUUCAUCUCUACCGAAAUGGCAAGGACCAAGAUGAAGAGCAGGCGCCUGAAUACCGGGGCCGGACAGAGCUGCUGAAAGAGACUAUUGGGGAGGGGAAGGUGACCCUCAGGAUCCGGCAUGUAAGGUUCUCAGAUGAAGGAGGUUUCACCUGCUUCUUCCGAGAUCAUUCUUACCAAGAGGAGGCAGCGAUGGAAUUGAAAGUGGAAGAUCCCUUCUACUGGAUCAACCCCGGCGUGCUGGUUCUCAUCGCGGUUCUGCCUGUGCUCCUCCUGCAGAUCACCGUGGGCCUCGUCUUCCUCUGCCUGCAGCGCAGACUGAGAGGAAAACUUCGAGCAGAGAUCGAGAAUCUCCACCGGACUUUUGAUCCCCACUUUCUGAGAGUGCCCUGCUGGAAGAUAACCCUGUUUGUGAUCGUGCCAGUUCUCGGACCCCUGGUGGCCUUGAUCAUCUGCUACAACUGGCUCCACCGCAGACUAGCAGGGCAAUUUCUUGAAGAGCUCAGAAACCCUUUCUGAACCCCUUCUGGGAGGGGUGCUGAAGAGCCUGGUUGGUCCAAGGGUUGGUCCUUGGGGCUGUCGCAUCCAGCAAGUUGCACACUCAUCGGCCUCUUUGCUGUGGGGACAUUCCCAUUUGCACUUCCAGGAAUUCGCUGAGUUCCAAACAGGAUCGAUUUCUAUUUCUCUUCCUCCUCCAUCAUCUACCUUGUCUCCCCUCCCCCAGCUCCUCCCCUCCUCUCCCCCCUGCGCUACCACCUGGAAGCCCCCCCUGGCUAUAGCCUGGCAGCUGCUCUUCUCUCCAUCAGAGGACACCGGUGCCAGGGGGUAACACAGACAGGAGGCUCUCUGCCAUGAACCAGAGACCAGGAAUCUCCUCGUUGCCAAUUACAGCAUGCCAGCUUUGCAAAUGGCAGUCAUUUCGUCUAAGACCUCAGCCCUGGUGGGCAGAGCUGAGAGGUGCGGAGGGUUGAAGGGAAGGAGCAGGAAAAAGUCCAAAACAUCCGAGAGAGCCAAGCGAGCUGCAGAGUGAGGACACGGAGAGCCCUAACCAAAAACUAGAGGAACCCAGAAAAUGCUGGCCAGAGCUCCAUCUGGCUCGGGGAGGCCGGGCAGCCUCCUGAGGAGGCGGAAGGGAAUGGGGAUGGAACCCGCCAACCCGCCUGCUUUAGUGCUUCCCUUCUGCUUCCACAGCUCAUCCGCUUUGGUCCCUCAGGCUCUCUCCCUCCUCUCAUCCUUCUCCCAUCUGCUUCCCUAUUGCAACAGCCACUGUUUUAUUUAACUCUUACUACUUGAUGGUCUAUUCCAGACAAAGAAACAAGCUAGGUGCUAAUUCAUAACAA